This is a messenger RNA of Cetraspora pellucida, 891 nucleotides long. NCBI's taxonomy places the organism in Eukaryota, Fungi, Glomeromycota, Glomeromycetes, Diversisporales, Gigasporaceae. The record is from the annotation of a GenBank genome assembly.
AUGACACAAGAAGAGCUUGCAAAAUGGGCAAAAGAAAAGUUUGGUCUUGAUAAUGCUCCCAACCAAGCAACACUUUUACGAAUCCUUGCCAAAAAGAAUGAAAAAAUUUGGUUGACUGGGAAGUUAAUAUGUGAAAAAGGAUGUAAAUUGGCUGAACAAAUUGGUCUUGACCCUCAAGAUUGCAAUACACCUGAUUUUCUGUUCUUAUUUGAGCAACAUUAUAAUUUUAAAAUGUAUAAAAUACAUGGAGAAAGUGGGUUCACUGAUAAUAAAGCAAUCAAAAAAAGCUUGCCUGAACUAUAUGCAAAUCGACACAUUCUUCUUUUUAUUGAUGGUGCCACUUCGCAUGCAAUUGGUAAUGUAGAUCUUACUCAUAUAAAGGUUGUUAUUUUACCUCCAAGAACUACCUCAAGGCUUCAACCAAUGGAUGCAAGCAUUAUUGCUGCCUUCAAACAUCGAUAUCAUCAUUUUUUAUUGCAACAUGCUAUUGAUCAAACUAUUACAAAUUGUUUUCACCAUACUGGCUUGUUUGAUUAUAAAAUAACUACUGCUAUUCAUGAAGUUCAUCCAAAUGAUGAGAAUUCAUCUGUUCUUGCAGAGUUGGAAGAAUCACUCCAAAUAUUGUCCCCCUGCCACCCUAUGAGCAUUGCUUAUUAUACAAACCCACCAGAAGAAACAGACAUAAUACAUCAAGAAUUCACAGAUGCUGACUUACUGGCAUCAAUAACUCCAGAAAAUGAUAAUACUGAUAGUAUAAAUGAAAGUAAUUCUUCUUUUAUUACUCCUUCAAACUCUGUUAGACUCAAUGCUAUUCGUACUGUAAUCAGUCUUCUUAAUACAACUAUUUCUGAUCACAAUACUGUGCUUAGAACAUUGUGUUUAUUACAAUGA